Molecule: messenger RNA, 11423 nt
Organism: Oncorhynchus gorbuscha (pink salmon)
Lineage: Eukaryota; Metazoa; Chordata; Actinopteri; Salmoniformes; Salmonidae
Product: protein Jade-1-like
Exons: 12
Coding region: 861-3782 (973 amino acids)
Biological process (GO): regulation of transcription by RNA polymerase II
Cellular component (GO): histone acetyltransferase complex
Source: RefSeq, a predicted model, not a curated record
UGACAGGUGAAGAAUAUAAUCGCUUUUUCUUAUUUCAGGUUGGAGCCUAUGCAUGAUGUUUGGCGAAAGUAAGCCAUUUUAAAGAUAUUAGAAUCGUCUUUCAGUGACAGCAAAUAUAAAUACGUCAUUAAUAUGGCGCCAAAAUAGUUUAAAGUAUGAUCUUAUUUUGUUGUAAGGUUGCGCACCCGCCAGUGCAAUCGCAAAGAGAGAAGAACGCGAGCGGGCAAGGACGGAGCGAAUGAGCAGACUAUAUGUUUUUAGGUGGAACGUUGCCAAACGAGCCAGCUUGCUAUCUUUCAUGACUCAUUCUUUGAAAAUUAGGCAUAUUUUUUCUCUCUACUGGAUUUGAGGAAAACAUACUCCCAUGACAAAUCAGGACCUGGGGGAUACCACAUUGGAUUUGGACUAUUUUCGAAAUGCGACAUGGCUUUCAAAAUGAUAUUUGUUAGCUUACCUUGCUGUACCAUAGCUGGCGUACAGUAGAACCGACUUGCUGGAUGCGGCUAUCCUGCAAGCACGUUCGCUAGCUAGAGAAUUUGGAUUUAAGGAUGAUAUACUCCUAAAGUCAGCUAAAUGUAGCUAACUGCAUUUAGCUGAUACCUGCGAAUGUGGACAUCGCAGGUUUGUUGACUAUUAUGUUAUACUGUCGGAUUGACUAUCAUGGCGUAAAUUUGUCAAUUGGUACUUUUUAUUUUGACUCCUGGGAGAGCAUCUGACGUGCUGUCAACACCAUACAGCCUCGCAGGCAUAGUCCUGUCACCAACGUGAAUAGUCAGGGGGCUAACUAACUAGCUCGCUAGCUAGGGGUAAGUUGGCUACACUGAAAUUUGACCACCGUGAAAUUCACUGUCGCUAGCUACAUGUGGUUAGCUUCAAAUUGUAUCGUAAUUUCUCAUCAUCGCCCAUCGUCCAGAGUCGAGGACGUUUCGCAGCCCGACCCUGACUGCAAUCAAGAUAAAAAGAUGGAGAGGGAGACGAAGAGGAGAAAAUACUCCAGCAGUAGCAAUGACUCGGACACCACUGGCAGUCAAGUGACCUCCUGGUCCAAGUCCUCCAAGAACACAGGGACCAGCAGCACCUGGGUCAGACAGGCGCACAAUAAACCCUCUGAGGUGUUCCGGACGGACUUCAUCACAGCCAUGAAGCUGCCAGACUCGGCCCAGCUGGGCCCCGAUGACUUCUAUGUGCUGUCAGACCCCUGGAGACAGGAGUGGGAGAAGGGGGUCCAGGUCCCUGCCAGCGUAGACGCCAUCCCAGAACCUGUCGUCAGGAUGCUACCAGAGGUGGGGCGUAUCCCAUUCUACUGGCCAGGGCAGGGCCGGGGGUGUGAGCUGGGUCUGGGCCAGGGGGGCAUGAAGACCACCAAUGAGCCCCAUAGCCGCUAUGACCUGGAUGACAUAGACGUGUCCUGGCUGGAGCUGGUUAACCUGGAGUUCAGAGAACUGGCGCUGCCGGAGCUGGACGAGCUGACCAUGGAGCGUGUGCUGGUGGAGCUGGAGAGCCAGUGUGAGGAGAACAUGCAGCAGGCCAUCGAGACGGAGGAGGGCCUGGGCAUCGAGUACGACGAGGAUGUGGUGUGUGACGUGUGCCGGUCCCCAGAGGGAGAGGAUGGCAACGAGAUGGUCUUCUGUGACAAGUGCAACAUCUGCGUACAUCAGGCGUGUUAUGGGAUCCUGAAGGUCCCACAGGGGAGCUGGCUGUGCCGAACCUGUGCCCUAGGGGUGCAACCCAAAUGCCUGCUGUGCCCCAAGAGAGGCGGAGCCCUGAAGCCCACCCGCAGUGGAACCAAGUGGGUCCAUGUCAGCUGUGCCUUAUGGAUCCCUGAGGUGAGUAUAGGCUGUCCAGAGAAGAUGGAGCCCAUUACUAAAGUGUCCCACAUUCCCGCCAGCCGCUGGGCCCUGUCCUGCAGCCUGUGUCGAGAACACACGGGCACCUGCAUACAGUGCUCCAUGCCCUCCUGUAUUGUGGCCUUCCAUGUGACCUGCUCGUUUGACCACGGCCUGGAGAUGCGUACCAUCCUGGCUGAGAACGACGAGGUGCGCUUCAAAUCAUACUGCCUGGAGCACAGCAGCACUACCGGCAACAGUAACCACGCUGCCGCUGUCGCCGGCAACAGUAACCACACCAACACCAUGACUGGUAACAGUAACCACACCAACACCAUGACUGGUAACAGUAACCACACCAACGGCACCCACUGCGCUGGUGCCAGCAGUAAAACGGACUGGGCCGGACACGGCAACGAGCACAGAGCCAACGCCGGGCCGGAACACCACCAAGCGGCCAGCGAGCUGCCACCUGUGGAGCGUCCAGACCGGGACCAGAUGGAGAGAGAGAAGGCCAGCCAGCGCAAACAGAAACUACAGGAGCUGGAGGACGGGUUCUACCGCCUGGUGGACCCCAAAGACGUGGCGGAGAGCCUGGGCCUGCCGGACGCCCACGUGGACUUCCUGUACCAGUUCUGGAAGCUGAGGAGGAAGUCCAACUUCAACCGUCCGCUGGUGACGCUGAAAAGAGACGAGGUAGAUAACCUGGCUCAGCAGGAGCAGGACGUGCUGUACCGACGCCUCAAACUGUUCACACACCUACGCCAAGACCUAGAGAGGGUGAGGAACCUGUGCUACAUGGUGACGCGGCGGGAGAAGAUGAAGACUUCUCUGUGUGACCUCCAGGAGAAGAUCUUCCACCUGCAGAUCCAGCUGCUGGAGGAGGACCUAGCUGGAGAGAAAACCAUGAAGGGGCAGAAGGGAAAGCAGAACGGGGUGAAGGAGAGGGGGAAGGAGCGGCGGAAAAGCAGUCCAGAGAAGAAGAAUGAGAGGUGGAAGUGUGAGAAUGGAUCCCUCCUGAAACAACUAGGUUUCUCCAAGACCUUCCCUCUGGACAACUCCCUGUUUGACAGCUGGCUGGCCCAGUCGGUGCAGAUCACAGCUGAUGACAUGCUGAGCAAGUGGGCCCUGGAAGCCGGGCAGCACCGUGACAAGACGGCCAACCUGCUGUCUGACCAGCUGCUGCAGGGAGAGGAGAACCUGCUCAGCCUUAUGAUGGACCACUCCAUGAAGUCCACCUGGAAGACCCCUCAGCUGGGCCGCAAGACCCGGGGCAAGCCCCGGACCCGGGGCCAUCACUCCACCACCAACACCGCCGCAGCAACAACCGACACCCCCCCUGCUGCUGCAGCCUCUACAGCCAAGGGGGCUCUACUGGCAGAGGAGAGGCCAGGCCAUGGGGCUCGUAGAGGGGAAAGGUCCCGGGGCACCAAGGCCCUCCACCACCGCCACCCCCAGACCAGGAGCACUGAGGCCCCUCUGGACCCGCCACCGCAGCCGCCCACCUCCAAAAUGGACUCCUGUCACAUCUCGGAGGAGCGUGGCCCCUGGGACAGCCUCACGGGUACUGGGGUAACGUCCUCCCCCCUGGCCUCCUGUUUCCCUCCAUGCAGUAGUCCUGGGACAGUGCCUGAGUGGGGGUCAGGGGGGGGUCCCAUUCCCCGCACGGCCUUGCGCCUCCGCUUGCACCGGCAGGGCAAGUCCCGGGGUAAGGGUGGGGCAUUGCAGGAAGCUGUGGAGCGCCCCCUGGAAAGGGAGAGAGAGAGGGACCCCCACCCCGUCUCCCACCCAGUGAAGGAGACAUCAUCAUCGCUGCUGGACCCCGAAACAGACUGCUACUUCUCUGACGCCGAGCAGAGCGACUCAGACACACACUCCAGCGCCCGCAAGCUUCGUCUGGCUCAGUUGCAUUCUGGGAGCGAGGACCUGCUGAGGAGGAGCGUGCUGGCUUUGUAGAAAAAACUGAGACGAGCGCACACAUACACACACCAUCGACCAGAACACACACUGUUUUCUCAGACUGACUGGAGCUCCAUCCCAGCUCCCUCUGCCACGGCUUCUGUCUGUGCUCUUUAUAUUAAAAUUGUAGUUAUUUUCUUUCUAGAUCGAUUUAAUGAACAAAAUCUCAGUACAUCACUAGUCAUGAAUCAGUUUAUCUGCUCUGUUCUGGGGAUUUGAAUGUAGCUGCUACAUAGUUAAACAAUGAGGCCCUAGAUGUUUGUAGUUAAAGUAACUGUAUGAUGAUGUAAGAAGAGAAAGUGGAUUUGGACUACGUUACGUUUAGGUUUUAGUUGGUUUAGAUGUAUAACACGGUGGUAAACCAUGUCAUCAAUCCUUUCUAGCAACGUGGGGUCAGUGGUAACUAACCACAAAUGUUGGGGUGAAUACUUUGUGGACAUUAUAAGCUAGUUCAGGUGAAUCACUUAUUUUCAAAAGACCUAAGAUGGAUCCCAUGAUGCAAUCCCUGGGAUAUGAUGUUUAAAAAGCCUUUCAGUUCAGAAUCAGACCCAGAACAGGUCUAAUGGGCUAACCCAUCAGUCUGAGAAAUAUACAGAAAAUAUCACAAAAAUAUUAGCCUUUAAAAGCACAAAUAGCUAACAGGAACUGUAAUGCAAACAUUGUGCAUAAACACACACACACAUAUACACCACACACAUUACACAAACACACACACGAUUACAUUCUCAAAGCUACUCCCUCUGCAUUCAGCCGUUGUUGUAACAUACUGUUUGAGAAUUACGUCAGCUCUUCACUGACUCUGCCUCCUCUUCCGUUUGAAUCAUUGGAGAAACAAUAUUUAACAAAUUGUGUGCCUUCUGUUGCUCCCCCAAAAUGAGUUUAUCAAUCACUUCUAUAAUCUGAUUUGUUACAAUCAAAAAAGGGAAACCUGUUGUAUUGGUAAUCAAGCGUACCGAAACAGAUGACCUUAAUUGUAGUGCCUAAAAAAGGAUGUAUAUACAGCUUUUGCCAUGAAUCAACCCAAAGGCACGCAAAACCACACAGAUACACAGUUCUACCAUAUUUGUGCAAAUUGCUGCCCCAACAAAGCAACUUCUGGAGUCGUUGUUGCUCCCGUCAGACGAGUGGUAUAAUCAGCUACAGUACAGACUCCUGGAUUCUGACUUCUUUUUUUAGUUCUUUGUAAAUUUGUUUUAACUCUUGUUUUUUCGUCUCAGAGAGUUGUAUUUUAUACUUAAAGUGGUCCACAGUAUUUUCUCAGGGUUUAAAAAAUCGAAGAAGACAUAUAAGGGUUGAAAAUGUAUUGAAAUCAAAGUUAAACCGUAAAUAUAUUAUACUAUAAAAAGGCUAUUUUAUACAUAUAAGUAUGUAUAGAAAAAGUUCCUUUGGCAAAGCUUCACUGUUUGAACUGACUACUACUGUACUGAGAGCUUUUCUCCUGUCUCAAUCGGUACACUACUACUGCUACUUCUACUACCCAACUGGCUGUCUCCUGAGUUGAUGAUGCCAAAGAACAGUGUAAAACAAACUGGGCAGCAUGCACUCACUCGGGCAGCGUCCUAAACAACACCCUAUUCCCUAGAUAGUGCACAUGGUGCCGGUUGGGACACAGCCUCACUCUCCAGUGUCACCAUGGGAUCCGCUGAAGGACAUGAAUACGGAAAUCUACCUGAUGCCAGCAGCGCUGUUCUAGUCGAUUCAAUUGGGAGUUCUGCAUUGCUCAGGCCUGCUCUGGCCUGGUGUGGCUCGGCUUUAACACCCACCACCACUAUUCCACCUUGGACCCUCCCAUUCCCUGCUCCCUUAAGGCUGUUACUUACUGGCCCUCUGUGCCACUGACCUACUCUGGACGGAGUGUCGCAGUUCCCCCCUGCCCCCUACCUGGGAAGAGUUGAAUGCCGCUGAACCGUGUGUGUGUGUGUGUGUGUGUGUGUGUGUGUGUGUGUGUGUGUGUGUGUGUGUGUGUGUGUGUGUGUGUGUGUGUGUGUGUGUGUGUGUGUGUGUGUGUGUGUGUGUGUGUGUGUGUGUGUGUGUGUGUGUGUGUGUGGCUGAUGGUUCAGAGCCCACUGACACCCCCAGUGCUGUUAUCACAGAUUUGGAAUGUAGAAGAUGACUAGAUUUUUGUGUUUUUGUCCGGUCCCCAAAUGGGACCCAUAUUCAGGAUGAAACCCCCUAAAACAGUGUAUUGGUCAGGUGGCUCUGUCUGUCUGUCUGUCUGCAGACAGUCCGGUUACUUCCUUUGGCCACUUCAUUUCCAUCCACCGUAACCCUUGGAGACAGACCAGUAUAACCAUAGAAAUAGAAUGAGUAGCACAUUCUAUUCAUUCUUACUCUAUGAUUGCAAUGUACACAAUAACAACAACCAUGCUUAUUGUUGUCUGCAGAUAGGUCGUCUGGGUGGAUGAAUAGGGUUAGCGCUGUAGUAGCCCCAACGAAUCCACCCAAACACCUAGUCGUUUACGUGUUGCUAAGACGAUGAAAUGUAAACUUGGUUUCAAUAUUCAAUGUAUACACCAAUUUAGACUAGACAGUGUUUUAGACGGAGCCCUUCAUGUACGGCCCCUAACGUAGUAGAAAACAGGUUGUUAUUAUUGGAGUGGGGCAUCUACGCCCUCUUCCUCCGCUUCCUCUCAGAAACAGUAGGCUCUCAUUUUAGUGAGGUGGUGAAGUCUUUUAGUCCAGCAGGCAGCAGGUGACUGCACUUUUCAUACAGAUUAUAGAUGGAUGGAGGGAUAGAUGGUAUUAUAUCCUCGAUGGACAGUAAUAUCCGACAGAGUACCUAUGGAUUACUAUUAUCCUCCUCAAGCAGGGUUUCUUUGCCCCAUUCCUGAGCACCCACAGGGUUGCGUGUUUUGUUCCAGCCCACACUAACCCACCUGAUACCGAUCAUCAAAUUGAUGAUCAGUUGAAUUUAGGAUGUGUUAGUGCUGAGCUGGAACAAAACAUACAUUCGGACAGUUGGUCCCCUGAUAGGGUUGAGAAAGGAUGCUUUGGUGUAGCUGUGGAUGAAUGUCCUAGUGCUGUCUCCGUACCACCUAGGAACUGCUGCUGCUGCUGUUGUUGUUGUUGUCGUUUGUAGCGUGAAACGGCCAUCAGCACACUAACAGAACACAACGAUGACGUCAUUGAUGAGAAGGAUCUCCUCUUCUGUGUUAGUUGCUUCCUCCCAUAGGGAACUGGUUCAAGGCUGUAGUAGUUCGACUGCCGUUUACCUAUCUGGUUUUUGUAUGCACCAACAAUAGUAUAUGAUACUGCACUAGAGACCGUUUUGUUUCCUUGUUAAAAGCCUUCGCAAGCUGUUUUUGUAACGCUUCUGCCGCGGCUCAUAUAACUAGAAUGCUGACUCAUAAUCAGACCAACUGCUUCCUUAUUGGCGCUUUAGCUCUCUGACAGUUGACGGACUGCUUCCACACAGUGAAGUAUGGUUCCAAUCCAACACCCACCCCACAGACUAGGGUUCUGUCUCACUCCCCUCCCUGCUUCAGUGUUCCGCCAGCCCGCCUUGACUUCUUCAUUGUUUAGAGCACAGCAGGAUCAAAGGAACAAACUUUAAGGUCAAAUAAUGACAUGCGUGUGUAGUGGAGAGAGCGUUUGUCACUCUGCUGCUUAGAGAGAGAAUGUUUGCGCCCUGUCCACACAGUGUACUUAAACAGGCAGGGAAUCUGAACAAUACCCGUCUCUCCCUUUUUCUGUGUGUCACACAAACUCAGUGCAAACACUUCGUUUUUACUGGAGCUCAUUUUAUUUGCUUUCUUUGCUUUUGUUUUAUACAACCAGAGAGAAAAUUAUUUGAUAAAACAAAAGGGGGAAUUUCUAAUUGCAGUUCAGUUGGCCAGGCCGGCUCUCUUGUGGGCUGAUAGUUCAGUUGGCCAGGCCGGGUCCCCUGUGGGCUGAUAGUUCAGUUGGCCAGGCCGGCUCUCCAGUGGGCUGAUAGUUCAGUUGGCCAGGCCGGGUCCCCUGUGGGCUGAUAGUUCAGUUGGCCAGGCCGACUCUCCAGUGGGCUGAUAGUUCAAUUGGCCAGGCCGGCUCUCCAGUGGGCUGAUAGUUCAGUUGGCCAGGCCGGCUCUCCAGUGGGCUGAUAGUUCAGUUGGCCAGGCCGGCUCUCCAGUGGGCUGAUAGUUCAGUUGGCCAGGCCGGCUCUCCAGUGGGCUGAUAGUUCAAUUGGCCAGGCCGGGUCCCCUGUGGGCUGAUAGUUCAGUUGGCCAGGCCGGCUCUCCAGUGGGCUGAUAGUUCAGUUGGCCAGGCCGGCUCUCCAGUGGGCUGAUAGUUCAGUUGGCCAGGCCGGGUCCCCUGUGGGCUGAUAGUUCAGUUGGCCAGGCCGGCUCCCCAGUGGGCUGAUAGUUCAGUUGGCCAGGCCGGCUCUCCAGUGGGCUGAUAGUUCAAUUGGCCAGGCCGGCUCUCCAGUGGGCUGAUAGUUCAGUUGGCCAGGCCGGCUCCCCAGUGGGCUGAUAGUUCAGUUGGCCAGGCCGGCUCUCCAGUGGGCUGAUAGUUCAGUUGGCCAAGCCGGCUCUCCAGUGGGCUGAUAGUUCAGUUGGCCAGGCCGGGUCCCCUGUGGGCUGAUAGUUCAGUUGGCCAGGCCGGCUCUCCGGUGGGCUGAUAGUUCAAUUGGCCAGGCCGGCUCUCCAGUGGGCUGAUAGUUCAGUUGGCCAGGCCGGGUCCCCUGUGGGCUGAUAGUUCAGUUGGCCAGGCCGGGUCCCCAGUGGCUGAUAGUUCAAUUGGCCAGGCCGGCUCUCCAGUGGGCUGAUGGUUCAAUUGGCCAGGCCGGCUCUCCAGUGGGCCGAUAGUUCAGUUGGCCAGGCUGGCUCUCCAGUGGGCUGAUAGUUCAGUUGGCAAGGCUGGCUCUCCAGUGGGCUGAUAGUUCAGUUGGCCAGGCCGGCUCUCCAGUGGGCUGAUAGUUCAGUUGGCCAGGCCGGCUCUCCAGUGGGCUGAUAGUUCAGUUGGCCAGGCCGGCUCUCCAGUGGGCUGAUAGUUCAGUUGGCCAGGCCGGCUCUCCAGUGGGCUGAUAGUUCAGUUGGCCAGGCCGGCUCCCCAGUGGGCUAAUAGUUCAGUUGGCCAGGCCGGCUCUCCAGUGGACUGAACAGCGUGCAGCUGAAGCCUGGAAGAGACCUUUUGUUCUCUCACUUCCUCCAUGGAGAACGCUCACAGGAAACUAACCCCUGUUCUCUGGCAGCACAGUGGCCGGGUCUCAAAUGGUACAAUAUUCCUUUUAUAGUGUACUACAGGCCCUGGUCAAAAGUAGUGCACUAUCAAGAAAAUAGGAUGCCAUUUGGGAUGCACACAAACUAUUUCUGACCAGCAGGGUCACAGAAUGUGUUGCUCUCAUUAAAACCAAUAGUUCCCCUCCAGAAGUUAGAGGCUCAGACUUGAAAAUAAAAUAAAAAUGUAAUCCAAUGACAUUUCAAAUGUUUUUUUGCGAUGUUAGUUUCCUGACCUGUAUGCACUUAUGAGUCCAUUUCCAGGAGAUAAGGUUUAAUAUCCAGAACCACAGCUGCUCCUCCUAAGGUUGGGCCAAUUUACCAUUAGUGUCUCUGCAAGUGAGCCAAGCUCAGAUUUUUUGCAAUUUUUGUAACUGAUCUGGCAUCACUUUUCUGCCUCCAAAUUCAGGCUACAUCCCAAAUGGCACUGUAUUCCCUAUGAAGUGCACUACUUUUGACCAGGGCCCUUAGGGCUCUGGUCAAAAGUAUUGCACUAGGGAACAGGGUGACAUUUGGGAUGUUAAGUCUCUAAAUACGUGUCCUGUAUCUCCUACUGGUCACAUCCAUCAUUUUGAUAGGAAUCAGUGAUCUCUCUUAUCAAAGCAGACACUGACAUGGUUUCCUCCUCCCUCCUCCACCUGCCUGUGUUAUUUGUCCUUAAAAGGCGCUGAAAUCUACUGCUGCCGUGUACAAUUCAAUUCCUCACCCAUUUUGGCUCUAUCUGCAUCAGUUAUACAAUACGAUAAUAUGAAUGUUGCAGGAGUUUAUCCUGCUGUAUUUUUUGUUUCAAAGAAUAUUGUGCCAUUUGUUAAUAGCAAAGAUAAAUAUUGAACAUAUAUUAAAAAGAAAAGCUAUUUUAAAUUAUUUUGGGGCUUUUUUUUGCAAUAUUUAUUUUCUUGUAUUAGAAUCUUCUUUGUAGGAGGAAAAAUUAAACAUGUAUUUUUCAUUAGUGCAAAAACCUAUUUUUCCUUUUUGUACAAUUUCAAUGUUAAGCAAAACAUUAAAAAGCAAUAUGAUGUUCCAUGUGACUGUAUCUGCAUGCUGUUUGUGUUGCCUUGACGACGGCUGCGUCCACUAUGACCCUGUUCCCCCCUCCUCCCCCGGCACUCUAGAGUGGUUGACCAGUGUAGUCAAUAAAGCAGUGCUUUCUGUGUACACAUGCUCUCGCCUCUCUCCUCUCGUCUCCCUGUUCAGGUCACCAUCCCAACAGCUCUUCCUUUUAAAGGGCAAUCUACGAUUGAAAUAACAACAAAGCAGACACCCCAACACUUUUUGGUAAACAGUUGAGGGAUGGGGUACGAUAGUUGAACUAAGCUCAUGAGGCAUUUAUAAGUUAUAUGCUUCAAGAAUCAAUGGCUCGAUAUCAUUCAUUUAGAAGUCCAAAAAAUGGAUGUAUCAUUGCCAGAAUUCCCCUUUAAAGAGCAUUCCAGGUUGAUUGAUUCAACACAGUGCGACUCUGAAUCUAUCUGGGCCACAACAUGGACUCGGCGGUAACUAGACUAGAUACAACCUGGAUUGUUGUCAGAGACUGUUUCUAUCACUUGUAUUUAACAUGUAGGUUGUGAGAUCGAUUGCCCCAUAACAUACUAAACAUCCCAAGUUGUAGGCCUAGUGAAUGUUGACAUCAUAACUGCAUGUGUAAGAAUAGCAUAAGGUGAUGAUACAUUGUUGGUAUUAAUACAUUUACAAUAGAAUCCUCAUACAGCUAGUUACUUUCAGUGCUUGAUGGCACAUUCUGUAGCUAACUAUACCAUGCCCCUAUAUCAACAGUUGACGUUUCCAAAUUAGCAUCCAAACCAAAACAUACCAUUAAUUGAAGAAUCGAUGAAGCAAGAUCAUCUUUAUAACAAAAUGUUCAUGGACUUCUGCCAUGUUCAUACAACACCACCAGGACAUCCAGCAUGCAGAGUAACUUUGGGUUGAAACAUAACACCAUGGAUACAUCCUAAAUGGCACCAUAUUCCCGUUAUAGUGUACUACUUUUUACCAGAUCCCUUUGGGCCUGUGCACUAAAUUAGGGAAUAUGAUGCCAUUUGCGAUGAACCCAAAGGCUAGUUUGAAUAAAUCAUUCUUACAUUAUCUGGAAUCGCCUGUUCCCAUCCAUAAAGGCUAAAUGUUAAGAGCGUGUCUGUCUGUAUGCUCUGCUAUGAAUUAGAGUAUCCCGCUGCUCUUAAAGAAACAGGCGUUGACUUUGUGGAGUGCUUGUUUAAAGUAUCCUACACACCAAGCUGCUGGAAAUGAAAGCUAGUUUGUUAUUGUUGCUCUUGACCUGGGUCCAGGCAGGGCACUUUGCUGUAAGUGACGUUUGACUUCCCAUACUACCCCUAGUAAAUACUCAGCAUGGCUGCCUCUAGCCUGCAUGUGGGAAACUAGUGUGAGUAGAGCAGCUGCUGCUUUUUAAGGAAGGUUUUACUUGCAAUGACUGAUAUGUGGUUGUCGUAGC